UUUAUGAGAAAGCCGGGGUCCUCCUGUGCAAAGCUAAUUGGUGCUUAGCCAAUGGGCUCCGGGCAUUACUGGGCUUAUCAGACACAGAAAAGAGGGUUGCCUGUACCUGCGGAACUUCAGAAAAUGCUCACGUCUUGUCCUAGCAGGACACAUCUGUGGCCAUCAAAGAGCAACCAGAGUUUAAAGAUGAAGUAUCUUCCCCAAUUCCCUUCCAUCUUGGCCAUCUAUUGCUUCUGCCUGCUACAGCAUCCCUCCUCAGGAUAUACUCAACCUUUAGAUGAUUCUCCAGAUGGCGUGGAUAUUGUGCAGCUGGAGCGACUGGCAUAUUGGGCAACUCUUUCUAGUCAACCUAAGGAUAAUCGAGACAUAUACAAAAGGUUUCUAUUUGACUACUCCAGAACUCGGGAGCCAACACAGCCAGUUAACACUGGGUUUCCUCCGGUGCGCCCUUUAAUGCGGCUGGCCGCCAAGCUCGCCAAUGGAAAGAUGAAGAGAUUUCUACAGCGCGAUCCGGGGGCUGUGGCACUUGACUUUACCAAGAAGGUAUGUGAGCCUUGUGGAGAACACAACCUCCCAAGAAAGAUCUGCGAGAGGACAGGAUCACGCUGCUACCCGGGGACGACCAUUUUUUCUUUUCAGGCCAAGGAAUGGAAGAAACACUGAACACCCAGUAGGAUAGACCAAGGUCAGCCCAUUACAGCUUUUUACCUCCAAGGAAAUGUUAUGAGUCUGACAGGGGGUAGUGAGAGGCAGCCAGAGGGGUGAUAGUUCAA
Molecule: messenger RNA, 773 nt
Organism: Eptesicus fuscus (big brown bat)
Lineage: Eukaryota; Metazoa; Chordata; Mammalia; Chiroptera; Vespertilionidae
Gene: NMS
Product: neuromedin S
Exons: 9
Coding region: 52-663 (203 amino acids)
Source: RefSeq, a predicted model, not a curated record